AAACACGCACUAUAUAGCCUCAUAACAUGGUUAAAACUAUCAUUUUGACAUCAUGGACAGUCAGUCCUUGCAUCCAUAGCUCUGUCAAUUAAUUUGACAGUGGUUAGAUAAUGUAUUUCACCAGCCCCAUCUCUCAGCUUUUUAGUGAAACAGUGGCGGGGAAAAUGCUUUGUUAUGGUUUCAAGUGCUGAUUGCCGCUUUAAAGGGGAAAUCUGAGAUUGAAACAGCAGAAAAGCGGUUACCAUUACACUUUUUGUGGGCUGGACAGAUGUAACCAUUGUCAUAAAUAAUUUUUUCAGGCUCUAUUUAUUUGUAUGUUUUUUAUUUUAUUUUUUUUACAAUUUACGUUGUUUACAAACAAUGGAGUAAAACAAGUUCAUAUUUUGUGUUUUGUUGCGGUAAGCCAGUUGAACUAAGCUCAUGAGGCAUUGGCCCAUGGCUAUCUAUAGUUAUUUUAAAUCUGAUUGCCCCAUUUAAUACAUAGUUAGAAAGUUGAUUGCAUGUACCUGGGUAAUAGUACAAUAGACUCUUUUGUUAACCUCUUCUCUUUAUGAUAAAAAACUUUGUCUAUCUCUAAAAAUGGUGUAAAAAAUGUCAAUUGUUUUGAUAUCACUACAAAAAUGGUCUUACAUCUAACAAUACAUUUAGUAUUCAGAAAGUGAAUUACUGUAUAACGCUGACUCAUUAUAGGAAGUGAAUUGGUGUAUACCGCUGACUCAUUCCAGGAAGUGAAUUACUGUAUAACGCUGACUCGUUCUAGUAAGUAUUUUUAUAGUUGUUAUUUUGUGUUCCAGAAAUGGCGUCCUCUAGCCGUCUCAUGUCUGAAGUUCAGUUCCAGUGCUCUAUCUGUCUGGAUGUGUUCACUGAGCCUGUCUCCACACCAUGUGAACACAACUUCUGCAAGGUCUGUAUCAGUGGAUACUGGGAUACCACUGACCUGUGCCAGUGUCCACUGUGCAAGCAUAAAUUCAACAGAAGACUUCAGCUAAAAACCAACACAACACUCAGGGAUGUUGCAGAUUAUUUUAAACGGAAGAGAGCGGGAGACCUAGAUGAGUCCCUCCCUUCGCUUAGAGAAAUGGUCUGUGAUGUUUGCACUGGCAAACGGUGUAAGGCUCUGAAGUCCUGCCUGGAGUGUCAAACCUCUUUCUGUGAGACUCACCUGCAGCCUCAUCAGAGAGUCACGGGCCUGAAAAGGCACAAGCUAAUAGACCCCGUGGAGAACCUGGAAGACAGGAUGUGUAAGAAGCAUGACAGACUGCUGGAGCUGUUCUGUAGGACCGACCAGAUGUGUGUGUGUCAGUUCUGCAUUGAGACAGACCACAAGAAUCACCACACCGUCCCUCUAGAAGAAGAGUGUGGAGAGAGGAAGGUUCAGCUGUGGAAGACGAAGCAACAGAUACGGCAGAUGAUCAGGGAACAACUAGAGAAUGUUCAGAAUGUCAAACACUCAGUAGAGCUCAGCAAGAGAGAUACACAGUGCGAGAUGGCCGACAGCCUGCAGGUCUUCAGUGAUCUGAUUGAUUCCAUUGAGGAACGCAAGGCUGAGUUCAUUGAGGAGGUUGAGAAGAAGCAGAAAGCAGCAGAGAAUCGGGCUGAAGGGUUUAUUAAAGAGCUGGAGCAGGAAAUCACUGACCUACGUAGGAGACACACUGAGUUGGAACAGCUCUCACACACUGAGGACCACCUCCACCUCCUCCAGACCUUCCCAUCCCUGUGUACCCCUCCAAACAUCAAGGACUGGUCUGAGAUCAGUGUUUACAGUGAGACGUGUGUGGGGAAUGUGGGGAGAGUUUUGAUAAAUUCCUUGUCUAGGCUGGAGACGAUUGUGGGAUUCUUUUCUGAAAGAUGCACUAAAGCAGUGGCGCACUUUCAUGACAUCAAUCUGAAGAAGAUGCAGCAGUAUGCAGUGAAUGUGAUUCUGGACCCUGAUACAGCAUAUGAAAGGGUUGUCGUAUCCAAGGACAGGAAACGGGUGAGAAAGGGAGUUAGAAGAAUGAAUCUCCCUGACAACCCAGGUAGGUUUCUUUGGAGUCACUCUGUCUUGGGAAAACGGGGCUACUCCUCUGGAAAAUUCUACUAUGAGGUGCAGGUGAAGGGGAGGGUUUCCUGGAAGUUAGGAGUGGCCAGAGAGUCCAUCGAGAGGACUGGGUUGUGUUCACUGAGCCCUAAGAAUGGAUUCUGGACUGUGGAACUCAGGAAAGGGGAUAGGUGUCGGGCCAACAACUCUCCUUCUCUAACUCUCUUCAUUGAGAAGCCCCAGAAAGUGGGGGUGUUUGUGGAUUUUGAGGGGGGUCGGAUCUCCUUCUAUAAUGUGGAGGCCACGUCUCAUAUCUACUCUUUCAUUGGCUGCAACUUCACUGAAAAACUCUAUCCAUACCUUAACCUUGGUGGUUUUGAUUUUGGAGUUCAAACGUCUGCUCCAUUGGUCAUUACUCCAAUCAAUCAUUUACACAGACUUAAUCAGAGUCCAAUAAGGCCAUAGAGGUUUAAGCAACGCAGAAUCGGCAAUGUAACAUAUUACCAACCUGACGACGCUGAAAACGAAACUUGUUUGUUAAUGUAAAAUAUAAAUAAGUGCGUAAGCCUGUCUUCUCUUGUGAUUUCUACACUUGUUUUUGAAUACCACUUGUUCCUGCCAGCACCUGGAUCCAGAUGCACGGCUGUGCACUGUUUUGUUUUUGCACUGCUAUUAAAAUGACUGAACAUUAUAUUGAACACCAAUGAGUAGUCAGUCUACCCACUUUCAAAUUCAACUGUAAGUAAGCCUUAAACAGACUAUUGAAUCGUCAGAAAUUAGUGUCUCAGUCCCAAUCAUGAACUAGGUUUCCAUCUAAUUGGUGACAGAUUUUCAUGCAAAUAUAUUCUAGAAUCUGCAUAUAGAAAAUAUGCACAUUUUCUCACCAGUGGAAUGUUUCCACCAAACUGACUUCUUGCAGAUCAAAAUCAGUGCAGGAUGACAGUGCACACAAAAUGUACUUUUUUUUGCUUAAGUUUUCAUAUAACGAAUAAAAAUCUAAAGUUCAAUGUGUUUCCAUCACAUUUUCAGCUCCACUGAUUUAAAUAGCGUUAAAGGGGCCUGCUCUGGUCUUGACACGUUCGCUCUAGCCACCCACUGGCAGAUACUGUGUGGGGAGGCUAGUCUACACGACAGAUACUGUGUGGGGAGGCUAGUCUACAUGACAGAUACUGUGUGGGGAGGCUAGUCUACAUGACAGAUACUGUGUGGGGAGGCUAGUCUACAUGACAGAUACUGUGUGGGGAGGCUAGUCUA
Salvelinus fontinalis (brook trout) is the source of this 3274-nucleotide messenger RNA. RefSeq names its product E3 ubiquitin-protein ligase TRIM39-like. The transcript has a single exon. Bases 797 to 2485 code for a protein of 562 amino acids. NCBI's taxonomy places the organism in Eukaryota, Metazoa, Chordata, Actinopteri, Salmoniformes, Salmonidae. Gene Ontology annotation, molecular function: protein binding; zinc ion binding. The record is from RefSeq and is a predicted model, not a curated record.